AUCCUUUCAUCAUCAUACAAUAUCACUACUGAUUCCAAAGAAAAUGAAGAAAUUCAGCAUAGUGAUAUCUCUUUCCGCACUGCUUACCUUGUUCAUUGCAUGUUCUCUAGAGGCUGACGCUCUUUCUUGCAGCCAAAGCGGCCAAAUCAAGGGAAAAAAGGCCCCCCCUGGAAAAUGCAACCGCGAGAAUGACUCUGAUUGUUGUGUUCAAGGAAAGUUAUACCCAACUUACACAUGUUCACCUCGCGUAACUGAUAACACCAAGGCAACCUUAACUCUGAAUAGUUUCCAGAAGGGCGGAGAUGGUGGAGGUCCAUCAGAAUGUGAUCACCAUUACCACGAUGAUGACACACCAGUUGUGGCACUAUCUACUGGAUGGUAUAACGGAGGGUCACGAUGCCUUAACAAGAUCACUAUCAGUGCUAAUGGUCGAAGUGUGGAAGCCAUGGUUGUAGAUGAGUGUGAUUCAACCAUGGGAUGUGAUGGUGAACAUGAUUAUCAGCCACCUUGUCCGAAUAAUAUUGUGGAUGCUUCGAAAGCGGUGUGGAAAGCCUUAGGGGUGCCUAAAGAUAACUGGGGUGAAUUGGACAUUACUUGGUCUGAUGCUUAGCCAGGCCUCGUUUGUAUUUUAAUUAUCGUUUUAUGCUGUGCUUUUCUUUAUGUUGAUGUGUAGAUGUUUUACUUAUGAGUUUUAUCUGUUUGUAUAUAUGAAUUAGUUUCUUAUUAAAUGUAAGAAAUACACUGCUUUGACUUAUUUUCAAUGAUACAUAAA
Molecule: messenger RNA, 772 nt
Organism: Daucus carota subsp. sativus
Lineage: Eukaryota; Viridiplantae; Streptophyta; Magnoliopsida; Apiales; Apiaceae
Product: kiwellin-1
Exons: 1
Coding region: 44-610 (188 amino acids)
Source: RefSeq, a predicted model, not a curated record